ACUCCUCCACAAAAAAAAAUUCCAACAAAAGGAAAGAAGAAGCCAAUAAUUCAAACAUCGGCUUGAUAGUUCUUGUUUCUCCGGUGCUGUUCUAAAGGACAAAAACAAAAGGGAAACAGCAUGGAAAACCCUCAAAAGGCAAGGGAAGAUGAAGAAAAAGAAGGAUCGGUUCGCUACCGAGGAGUGAGGCGACGGCCGUGGGGGAAGUUUGCAGCUGAAAUUCGAGAUCCGUCGAGGCACGGAGCUCGUGUGUGGCUUGGGACGUUCGAUUCCGCCGAAGAAGCUGCUAGGGCUUACGACCGCGCCGCGAUACGGUUGAGGGGUAAUCAAGCUAUUAUUAACUUUCCCAGUGAGGAGUACUCUCAAGGUGCAGAAUCUGCACGUCCUCCUGAAGAAUCAUUGCCCUCGUCCGUGGAUCACGGGGAGAGUUCUCAUCACAAGAGAAGUAGCUCUAGUGAGAAAGUGAAAGAAGUUUUCGAGUUCGAGUGUUUGGAUGAUAAGGUUCUGGAGGAUCUCCUCGAACAAGAAGAGAGGAAAAGCAAGUGA
Syzygium oleosum is the source of this 546-nucleotide messenger RNA. Its product is annotated as ethylene-responsive transcription factor ERF098-like. The record is from RefSeq and is a predicted model, not a curated record. Gene Ontology annotation, biological process: regulation of DNA-templated transcription; ethylene-activated signaling pathway. Gene Ontology annotation, molecular function: DNA-binding transcription factor activity; DNA binding. The coding region runs from base 121 to 546 and encodes 141 amino acids. The transcript has a single exon. NCBI's taxonomy places the organism in Eukaryota, Viridiplantae, Streptophyta, Magnoliopsida, Myrtales, Myrtaceae.